Molecule: messenger RNA, 1220 nt
Organism: Austrofundulus limnaeus
Lineage: Eukaryota; Metazoa; Chordata; Actinopteri; Cyprinodontiformes; Rivulidae
Product: inward rectifier potassium channel 16-like
Exons: 1
Coding region: 10-1146 (378 amino acids)
Biological process (GO): potassium ion import across plasma membrane; regulation of monoatomic ion transmembrane transport
Cellular component (GO): plasma membrane
Molecular function (GO): inward rectifier potassium channel activity
Source: RefSeq, a predicted model, not a curated record
UUCAUCAAAAUGAGCACUGAAAGAGGAGAGGGGGUCAUUGACACCUUCUCCACCACCGUUCACACACUGGGCAAACAGACUAGAAAAGAAUGGCGAGGGCUUCGCUACAUGCAGAAAGAUGGCACAUUUCUGGUGACGUUCCAGAGGGCCACCAGAGACUGGAGCCCAUAUUUGAUGGACAUCUUCACCACUCUUGUAGAAGUCCGCUGGAGGAUAAUGCUCCUCGUCUUUUCCCUUUCUUACAUCUGCUCUUGGCUUGUUUUUGGUCUCAUUUAUUGGCUUAUCGCCCAUGUAAAUGGAGAUUUUAAAAACCCAGAAGAGAAGCUCUGUAUGGAAAACGUGCGUGGCUUCACUGGAGCGUUUUUAUUUUCAUUGGAGACCCAAGCAACUAUUGGUUACGGCUUCAGGGGAAUAACAGAGAACUGCAUGGUGGCUAUAGUUGUUUGGACGAUUCAAGAUGUUAUUAGCUGUUUUCUUGACACCAUUGUCAUUGGCAUUGUUGUGGCUAAGAUGGCCUGUGCUCGUAAGAGGGCUCAGACCGUGGGUUUCAGCAGGUGCGCUGUGGUGAACCUGCGAAAUGGGGUCCUGUGUCUGUCGUGGCGCCUUGGGGACUUCAGAGGAAAUCACAUUCUUGAAGGGGUUGCCCGGGCCCAAUUGGUCCGCUACAUGAGGCAGCCAAUCGGCUCUGUUGUGAUUUCAUACCAGGACUUGGACAUCCAGAACCGGGACAUCGUCCUCGCCACCCCGACCACAAUUAUUCACAAGCUUGAGCCGGGGAGUCCCUUAUACAGUCUGGGCCCCGAUGACUUGCUGGAGGAGAACUUUGAGCUGGUGGUCUCUUUCACCUACACCGGAGACUCCACAGGAAUGCUCCACCAGACUAGAACGUCCUACACCCCAGCAGACAUCCGCUGGGGCCAGCGCUUCCAGAACAUGCUGAGAGUGGACAAGAAGCGCUACAAGGUGAACUACGCUCUGUUUAAUGAGACCACCUGGGUGCCAGUGCCCCUGCUGAGUGCGGAGGCCCACGACAGAAUGAGACAUCCUGCAGAGGGUAGUUCACAGUUACCACCGGUCAUGAGAAAUGGACACACUUGCCAGGUCAAUCACAUCUAUGAGGAAGUGAUACUACAAACCUACUUGUAGGUAAUAAUGUAGUGUGUACAUUAARGGGCCAAYAUUAUGUGUUUCUCAGGCAUAUAUUUAAAUACUAUACUAUA